Molecule: messenger RNA, 1671 nt
Organism: Guyanagaster necrorhizus
Lineage: Eukaryota; Fungi; Basidiomycota; Agaricomycetes; Agaricales; Physalacriaceae
Exons: 3
Coding region: 148-1575 (475 amino acids)
Source: RefSeq, a predicted model, not a curated record
ACACCAAUUCAAGAAUUUGCGGCGGUUUUCUCAGUUAAUUAUUUGCCAUUGUUUCUCCCGUCGGCACUGCCACUGACUUUAACACAACGUUGGGCCUGGUGCGAUCUCCACUACUUGAAUUGAAUCACGCGUCAAGUCCUUACCUAGAUGGAAGAUGUUGGCAUGGAUUCUUUCACAGCGGCCCCGCAAACCAUAUAUUCAUCUCCGGUGGUUGAUCUUGCACUGGCGGUGCGAUUUGACCUUGAACCUCACCAAAAAGAUCUUGUAAAGAAAGUCGUCCUUGAGGCGGAGCAGGACAUGGUCCGUUUCGAGUGCAAUGUUCGUUGUAUCCGUGAAAAUCUCGUCAAUUACAUCGAGCAGCACAAGGCCUUGCUCACCCCCAUCUGUCGUCUUCCUGUCGACAUCUUAACCACCGUAUUUAUCCUCCUUGCUUCGACCACGAGGAACACCGUCUUCGACCUAGAAAGUCCGCCCUGGGUACUCACACAUGUAUGCAGACGGUGGAGAAAUCUAGCACGGUCCACACCAGUACUAUGGAGCUACGUGACGGUGAAGGAUCAGGAGAUUGGAUCGGCGGAUCCUUGCAAUCUCUCGCUAGGGGCCAUGGCUGAAGAGUAUUUCAGGCUCUCAAAGGACGCCCCACUUCACAUCGAACUGGGCUCGGGACGGAAUGACGAGUAUGCAGACACUGUUCUUACCGAUGCCGCACUUGAACUUUUGCCUACUCAUUCCGGCCGGUGGAAGACCUUCAAGGCCCGUCUCUGGCUAUCUGAUAUCGCGCAUCUGAGCGUCGCUUUACCAAUCCUCGAAAGCAUUGAUCUCGUCAGUUCUGCUGAAUUUGAUGACGGAUACACAGAGAAGGUUAGGACGUUCCGCGACGCACCCAAGCUAAUAAAAGCCUCACUUUCCGAGCUUCCUCCCACAACUGUCGUCCAGCUUCCAAAGACCUUGACCAGACUCUCCUUCAAGGAUAUGCCCAUGAAUCAAAUCACGUCACACCUCAGGGGGGUAGCACAUUCCCUCAUUUCCUGUGAAAUACGAGAGCUUGAUGGACCGGCACCCAGCAAAAUCCUUUCCCUACAAUUAUCUCAUCUGCAAAGCCUGCGGAUAUCUUUCGUUGAUGAUUUUUCCUUAGGCGCCAUGAAACAGCACGCCCGCAGGUUCAUAGGCUCUUUGACACUUCCUGCAUUGACGGAGCUUCAUGUCAGUGGCUCGGUCGUGCUAGAUGUUCAGAUCUUUACGGAUCUCAUCCAUCGCUCCAGAUGCAGCAUUCGCUCAUUGCUAUUUGAGUGCGGAGACAUGUACAAGCUUCUCCGGUAUUCCCCCAACGUCACCCAUCUAUCAUUAACCCAAAUAUCUUUGAAGCACGGAGGUCUGAAGCCGCUGGGGUAUUCUCCAGGUGAUAAGAAGUUUAUUCUCCCGAAGCUGGAUACUUUGGAGAUCUACUUGACUGGUUUUGCCGGGGGGCAGUUCAAAGGAAUCGUCCAGACCAUCAAAAGCCGCUUUGGUACAAUCUUCACAGAAGGACACGAAAGAGCAGGAUAUGAAGAACCAGCUGAAGGAAGCAAUAUGUAGGGGUCUAACGGCCCAGUUCAUUCUUCCAGAACCAGAUGACGAGUCUGAUUGGGACGAGUCUGAUUGUCACUCGGAAUCGGGAGACGAAUAUUUCCU